UGGCUAGAGAGAUAGAGAGAGGAAAAAAAGGCAGAAGCUUUUCACACGGUGUCAAAACUCAAAAGCCGCCUUAUUUACGCUCCAUGUUUGCUUAGCAAAGGAAAAUAAAAGCGAUCAAAUGAACCAGACAAAUAUCCUUUUACUCAGAACGCCGAAAGGGCAGACCCCGUAGAAUAUCGAACGUCGCCGGAGAUCGGAAUCUGGGGAGGAGAGAGAAGAGAAAAAAGAAAGUAAGAGGUUUAUCGGGUAAUGAAAGUUUUAAUUUUAAUCAUAAAAUCUUUUGGAGGGGUCAGACAGGCUUAUCAGAAAAGGUUGGUGGCGAAAAGGGGAAAAAGGGGUUUUUACGAAAAGCAGAUUGACUGGUAGCUCAAGAACAGAGAGAGAGAGAGAGGGAGGGCAAGGGCAAGGGCAAGGGCAAGGGCAAGGACAAGAGCAAGACGAUAAACCCUAGAGGGAAUCGGAUUGCCGGGAAAUUAUCUGUUGUUUGUGGGUUUUUUUUCCGAGACUGGGUUGAGCUGAGAUUUAUUUGCUCAGUUCUCUUGCCUUUUUCUCUUGAUUUCUGGGUUCCACUGGGAAAAAGGGUAGAUUUUGUGGUUUUGAAUUUUUUUUUGUGCACAUGCCGGUCGAUUUGGAUAACUCAUCCACAGUUUCCGGCGAGGCAAGCGUCUCCUCCACCGGAAAUCAAAACCCACCUCCUAAAUCCGCCGUUAAAAAGAAGCGCAACCUACCCGGCAUGCCUGAUCCAGACGCGGAAGUCAUAGCUCUGUCGCCGAAAGCCCUACUGGCGACGAACCGAUUCGUAUGCGAAAUCUGCAACAAGGGUUUUCAGCGCGACCAGAAUCUCCAGCUCCACAGACGCGGCCAUAAUCUGCCAUGGAAGCUCCGGCAGAGAUCGAGCAAGGAGGUGAAGAAGAAGGUCUAUGUAUGUCCGGAGCCCACUUGUGUCCACCACGAGCCUUCACGCGCUUUGGGAGAUCUCACCGGCAUCAAGAAGCACUUCUGUCGAAAACACGGCGAGAAGAAGUGGAAGUGCGAGAAAUGCUCUAAGAAAUACGCCGUUCAGUCCGAUUGGAAGGCCCAUUCGAAGAUUUGCGGCACCAAAGAGUACAAAUGCGACUGCGGCACUCUGUUUUCCAGGAGGGAUAGCUUCAUAACGCACAGGGCGUUCUGCGAUGCGUUGGCUGAAGAGAGCGCCAGGAACCGCAACCACAGCAAGAAGCAGAAUCCUGAAAUGGGUAUCCGGGAAACUGUAGAUUCCGACCCGAAAACCCCAGCCACUUCUCAGUCGUCGCCGCCACCGUAUCCGCAUCCGCAUCCGCCGCCGGCUGCGGCUCCGGCUCCGGCUUCCGUGCCGGUUGGAACUGUUGCCCAGGUUGAUGCUAAGCCAGCGGAAAUCAUAUCUUCCUCGGCCUUGUCGAUUCGGCGUUCAGCUGCAGAAUCCCCAGAAAUCUCUCCUGAAGUCAUUGAAGAAAUUCCAAGGACGAUCUUGAACAUGAACUCCAACAGUAACACAGCCUCAACCCCAAGCACUAACCUUAGUGACAACAAUGGUGUUUUUGCUGGCUUGUUCGUGUCUUCCACAGCCUCACCGAGUUUAUACUCCACUACUUCUACAGCUUCACCAUGUCUUUUCGCACAGUCCACUUCCGUCGAACCCAUCUCUCUCUGCCUCUCGACAAAUCACGGGUCACCCUUGUUUGGGUCUGCACUGCAGGACCCAGCACAGUUCCCGAACCCUCCGCCUCAACCAGCCAUGUCUGCCACUGCUUUGCUUCAGAAAGCCGCUCAGAUGGGGGCAUCAGGGGGGUCGUUGCUUCGUGGGUUAGGGAUUGUUCCAUCUACUUCAUCGACAAUGGAUCUGAGCAGCCAGGACAUGUCUCUGGCUCCUGGGCUCGGACUGGGACUGCCUUGCGGAGGCGGCAGCAGUGGCUCGGGUUUGAAAGAGCUCAUGAUGGGGAACUCCUCUGUGUUUGGUCCGAAACAGACAACGCUCGACUUUCUAGGACUAGGAAGGGCGGUAGGGGGAGGUGGUAGUCAUGGUGGCGGACUCUCUGCUCUGAUUACCUCCAUCGGAAGCGGCGGCUUAGAUUUAACGGGGUCUUUCGGGGGUGGAGAGUUUCCGGGUAAGGACAUCAGUAGAAGCUCGUAGAGACAAGACGAAGUAGAGGAAACAGCAUAUUACAGUAAGAAGAGUAGUGAUGUUGGAAGAGAUUGAAUUUUUUAGAUAUCUGGAUCUUUGUUUGGCCUAGUGUCUUGCCCUUACCGGGGUUUCCAGAAGUACAUACAGUUUCUAGUAAAAGAAGAAACUUCCGCAUUUGCGGUAAUAAUUUGAAUCAUAACCAGAUUUAUGGAUUUCUUA
Messenger RNA from Tarenaya hassleriana, 2359 nucleotides. RefSeq names its product protein indeterminate-domain 1-like. NCBI's taxonomy places the organism in Eukaryota, Viridiplantae, Streptophyta, Magnoliopsida, Brassicales, Cleomaceae. The record is from RefSeq and is a predicted model, not a curated record. The transcript has 4 exons. Gene Ontology annotation, cellular component: nucleus. Gene Ontology annotation, molecular function: DNA-binding transcription factor activity. The coding region runs from base 617 to 2149 and encodes 510 amino acids.